Molecule: messenger RNA, 3282 nt
Organism: Tripterygium wilfordii
Lineage: Eukaryota; Viridiplantae; Streptophyta; Magnoliopsida; Celastrales; Celastraceae
Exons: 8
Coding region: 386-3067 (893 amino acids)
Molecular function (GO): protein dimerization activity; DNA binding
Source: RefSeq, a predicted model, not a curated record
CCGUAUACCAAAAAUUUAAAGACAGCCAAGGAAAGAAACGGAAAAAUAUAUGAAAAACAAGCUCUUUUGUUUGUACUUGUACAGAAACCCUAAACGCCGGGUCGAGUUGAGUUGAGGCCAAUCACCCAGCCCGUUUCACUCGCGGACUCGCGAUUCCAAGAACCGAUCCCAACCCCCACCCCACCCCAAAAAAUCCUUCCAUCUCCUCCUUUGUCCAAUACGGGAAGACAUGGCAAUCAAUAGUUACUUGUCGUAGAUUCAAAACGGGAUUUUCAAAUUCACACCGUUUCAGGAACUUGUGGUUUGUAUGAAUUGACCCUCUCAAGUUGCUUCAUGAAGCAGGCCUAUCGGAUGAGGGAAAGCCUGCAGCGGUAGAAGUUCCUGGAUGGUUGAAUUGAUGGCCCCACUACGUGCCUCUGGAUAUGUUGACCCUGGAUGGGAGCAUGGUGUUGCUCAAGAUGAGAGGAAGAAAAAGGUCAAAUGCAAUUACUGUGGGAAAAUUGUUAGCGGAGGGGUAUAUCGAUUAAAGCAACAUUUAGCUCGAGUUUCUGGAGAGGUAACUUACUGUGAUAAGGCUCCAGAGGAAGUAUAUCUUAGAAUGAAAGAAAAUCUGGAAGGAACUCGCUCCCAUAAGAAAAGAAAGCAUAUCGAAAAUGAUGGACAUGCUUAUUUGAAUUUUCACUCUAGUAAUGGGGAAGAGGAGGAAGAGUUUGUUGCUUAUAGAAGCAAAGGAAAGCAGUUGAUGGGUGAUAGGAAUUUUGUUGUAAGCUUGACACCUCUACGUUCAUUAGGAUAUGUUGACCCCGGGUGGGAACAUGGUGUUGCUCAGGAUGAGAAGAAGAAAAAGGUAAAAUGUAAUUACUGUGAGAAAAUAGUUAGUGGGGGUAUAAAUCGAUUUAAACAACAUCUAGCCAGGAUUCCUGGAGAAGUGGCUCCUUGUAGAGAUGCUCCUGAUGAUGUCUAUAUUAAAAUAAAAGACAAUAUGAAAUGGCAUCGCACUGGGAGGAGACUAAAACAACAUGUUGGUAAUGAGAUAACGCCUUCUAAUAUGCAGUUGGAUGACGAUGAAGAAGAUGAACCAGAACAAGAUAUUCUGCAUUCUAUGAGCAGGGAAAGAAUGAGAAUGAGUGAUAAAAGAUUAGAGAAAGACCUGAGAAAGACCUUCCAUGGAAUGCCUCCAGGUAUUGGUUCUGACCCAUUUUUGAGAAAGUCUAGAUUGGAUUCUGUUUUCCUUAGAAUGCCAAGAAGUCCAACACCACCAUCUUGCAAACAGAUGAAAAUAAGGGCAGGGUCCAGUAAAAAAUCCCGUAAGGAAGUUGUUUCUGCAAUUUGUAAGUUCUUUUAUCAUGCUGGGGUUCCCAUACAAGCAGCAAACUCCCUGUACUUUCAGAAAAUGCUGGAGAUGGUCAGUCAAUAUGGGGAGGGUCUGGGAGGCCCUUCCAGUCAAUUGUUAUCUGGUCGCUUACUACAGGAGGAAAUUGCAACCAUUAAAAGCUACGUAGUUGAGUGUAAGGCUUCCUGGUCAAUUACUGGUUGUUCUAUAAAGGCAGAUAGUUGGACUGAUAUUGAGGGCAAGACAUUAAUCAAUUUUUUGGCUUCUUGCCCACAUGGCAUAUACUUUGUUUCUUCUGUUGAUGCUACUGAUAUAGUAGAAGAUGCGUCAACUUUGUUUAAGCUGCUGGACAAGGUAGUAGAAGAGAUAGGUGAAGAAAAUGUUGUACAGGUAAUCACCAAGAACACUCCAGUUUAUAAGGCUGCUGGGAAGAUGCUUGAAGAGAAAAGGAGGAAUUUAUUCUGGACACCAUGUGCCAUAUAUUGUAUUGAUCAGGUGCUUGAAAAUUUUCUGAAAAUAAAGCACAUUGGAGAGUGCAUGGAGAAGGGCCAAAAAAUUACAAAGCUUAUUUACAACCAAAUCUGGUUGUUAAAUCUUAUGAAGAAAGAGAUUACCAAGGGCCAGGAACUUCUGAGGCCAACUGUUACCAGGUAUGCCUCCAGCUUUGCAACUUUGCAGAGCUUGCUGGACCACAGGACUGGUCUUCGAAGAAUGUUUCAAUGUAGUAAAUGGAUUUCAUCCCCAUUAUCGAAAUCGAAUGAAGGAAAAGAGGUGGAAAGGAUCGUAUUAAAUGCUACAUUUUGGAAAAAGGUGCAAUACAUUAGGAAAUUGGUGAACCCAAUAAUUGACGUACUUCUAAAGGUUGAUAAUAGCGAAAACCUGUCAAUGCCGUAUCUAUAUUCUGAUUUGUUUAGGGUGAAGCUUUCAAUUAAAUCCAUUCAUGGAGAUGAUGCAAGUAAGUACGGACCAUUCUGGAGUGUGAUAGAUGAUCACUGGAACUCGUUGUUCCACCACCCUCUUUACAGGGCUGCUUACUACUUGAAUCCAUCGUACAGAUAUCGACCAGAUUUUGUGGUGCAUUCAGAGGUUGUUCGUGGACUGAACGAAUGCAUUGUUCGUCUGGAACCAGAUAAAGUAAGGAGGUCGUCUGCAAGCGUGCAGAUUUCUGAUUAUUCUUCUGCAAAAGCUGAUUUUGGGAUGGAGUUGGCCAUUACUACAAGAACAGAGCUUGAUCCAGCUGCAUGGUGGCAACAACAUGGAAUAAGUUGCUUAGAGUUACAACGGAUAGCUGUACACAUAUUGAGUCAAACAUGCUCCUCCAUUGGAUGUGAGCAUUACUGGAGCAUAUACGAUCAGAUCCACAGCCAAAGAUAUAGUCCUUUAUCUCAGGAAAGAGUAAAUGACCUUAUGUAUGUCCAUUACAACUUGCGGCUUAGAGAGUCCCAAAUAAGAAGAUCCAACAACUCAACACCCUUGGAAAGUGUUACCCCGGAAAUUCUACUGGAUGAAUGGAUUGUAGAAGCAGAGAGAGAUGCCGCACAGGACAAGGGAAUACUUGACAAUGAAAAUCGAGCUACUCAUGAAGAUGGAUAUGAGAAUGUGAUGAUUGAUUAUGAAGAUGAAAUUGAGGAGGCUAGAAAGGGGUCUCUUGAGCUUGCAACAGCUUCUGACGUUGAUGCUGAUGGUGAUGAAGACGCUGAUCUUAAUUUCUGUGAUGAUGAUUCGAGUGAUUGAUCGACUCUUGUAACACGGCUUUUGUUGAAGAAGACAUUAUUAAUUCAGACUGUGUGUUGGCAGCAUAAAUUAUCAGGCAUGGCAUUGGGUUCUAUUAGCCGGAAAAUUGUUAGUAGACUGUAGUUGUGUAUUUGAUUGUCAAAUUUGGCAUUUCAAGAGGAAUUUAUUAUAUGUCUCUGUCUUGCGAUGAAAUUUCUCUCCAGAUACCCUAGCAA